AAAGAAACUCUUCUGUUCUUUUCCAGAAUGAAAUGGGGGGUUUAACCAAAAUAAAACCCUAGCGAAGCAUCGAUUUCAAAUCAGUGAAAUUUUUGAAUAUCUACGUUCCUCAUCUCCAGCCAUAGUAGAAGAAUUCACCUCAAACGCUGUUAAAAAAAUCAUCAUUAUCAGGUUGCACAACACCAUGGAAGAAUCGAGAAACUCAUCGAUUAUUGAUAAUGGUAUUGAUAGAAUUAGUAACUUACCAGAAGCCCUAAUUCAUCACAUUCUCUCUUUCCUUGACAUGAGAUGUGUAGUUCAAACAUGUGUUUUUUCGAAAAGGUGGAGGUAUGUAUGGCCUUCUGUGUCAAAUUUAGUCUUCAGAGGAGAUGCAUUUGGCAAACCUGGAGUUAAACAGUUGAAGAGGUUUAAAAAGUUUGUGACAAACGUACUUAUGCGGAGAAACUUCGAUGAUAUACAUAAGUAUCAUCUUCAUUGGGGGAAUUGCAACAUCCAGACGAACAAGAUAAUAAGAAAGCAUCUAGAUAGGUGGUUACUUACCGGGUUAGUAUGCAAUGUUCAAGACCUAUCUAUUUGCAUUGAAGCUGAUGACUGCCGCUGUGAUCAUGAAAUCAGAUUUCCACAUUUUCUGUUUAAUUCUCAAUCCUUAACGAAAUUGGUAUUAGAUUUGACUCAUAAUGCUGAAUCACAAGUUAUUCUUCCCGAAUCAAUGGAUUUACCUAGGCUAAAACUUAUGUCGCUUAGCUCGUUUUUUGUCAAGGAUGGAGAUUCGAUUAAUAAACUUAUCUCAGGCUGUCCAAUUCUUGAAUCUCUGAUCUUGAGAGAUAUUUGGAUCGAAAAUGGCUAUGAUAUGAAUGUGAAAAUUGAGUCUCAUGGACUGAAGCAUUUAGAAAUUAAUAGUAAUAUUGAUAUCCUUGUUUGUUCCCAUUAUAACAUCGCAAAGAUUAUCAAACUAUCGACUCCGAAUCUGGAAUCAUUCAUCUGCAAAGAUUACAUGUUACAAGAGUAUUGUCUAGAAAAUGUUCCUUCUCUAGUCACUGCUGAUAUUGAAAUUCUCAAAGAAUCCGGAUACGAAUCUCUUGAAAAAAGCCAUUUAGAGAUUUCUGAAGAAGAGAAAAAGAGAUUGUAUCCUAAGCGUAUGGCGGAAUUCAUCAGAGGAUUUCAUAAUGUAAAAGAGCUAACAAUUUCAUCACCUGGAUUUCUUCAGGUAUGGUUUCUUCCUAGCUAUAUCUGUUACAAUUUCUAUCCAGUUUCAUUUUUCCAACCUAAUAUGGGUAGCGUACAGUCGUACACUAUUGUUUUUUAUGUGUAUCUAGCUCUUUUCUGGUCAUCUUUCAAGUUUCCAUCAACGGCUACUUGUAGUAUUGUGUCAAUACUUUUUGAAAAUCUGUUGGCAUAUUCCACUUAAUGCUUCGGACGAACAUUCUCUUAGAGCAAAGAUCAUCGCCCUUGAUUUCUUGAAGUCGAGGAUGAUGAUUAAAUGUUAUUAGCUUGCCUUUCCAUGGAUCUUCACUGAUUUCUGAGAUCAACAAACCAAGAGCUAGACAUGCUUGCAGUGGAGGUCCUACCAUACUCCCGGAUACAUCACAAAUUGCAAGACAGUCUUUGAAUUCUCCUUUUGUCCAUUUGAUCAUUAACCAUUCUUUGACAUUGAAGUUCUGCAACAACACAACCUGUUCCCUCAUCAAUCUCACAAGGAAGCAGUUCUCCAGCUGCAAUUUUUGCAUCACCUCUCUUGACGCUCUCUAGAUAUUUCUUGAGUCGUUCUUCAUCGUGUUUCAUGAAGAACUUUUUAUACUUUUUCAUGUCUGACAUGUGAUACUCUGUCGUAAGGCAGAGAAUCCAAUGUGUUCGAACCAAUGUAAACUUCUGGAAAAUACAAAGCUUUUCUGAGCGGGACAAGGAAUUCUUUCCUUAGACGAUAGCCUAUUCUCUUUGCAUAGUGAGCUUCUUCAACUCCUUUGUAUUCUGUAUACGAACUAUGCAGAUAUAUUUUUCUGGCGACGCUUUCAGUAAAUAGAAUAGAGUGUUCAAAAGAAGAGCGCGGUGAUGGACACCAUUUCGAAGCGAAACUAAUCUUAUCGAGCUCGCCAGAUUCCAUGAAUUGUAAAUCAGAAAUCAAGCUUUUGUAGAACGCCAGAUUCCAUGAAUUGUAAAUCAUAAAUCAAGCUUUUGUAGAAUUCAGUGAUUUUAUCGUAUAAGAAUCUGUAGUCAGGAUCCUGUCUCCAGAGCUUUAAUCCGCAAGGCACAAUUCUUGUCCUGUCUCCAAAAAAAAAAAUUAUUUGUCAAAAAUCCUAAGACCUGUUCAUGGAUCCUUAAUUUGGUUGCUGAAUGCUUUAAUCUCAGAAUAAGAAACCAAAAAAAGAUUGUACGGUUUUGAAUUAGACCGGCUAAUAAAAACGAAAGAAAGAACUAUUA
This is a messenger RNA of Papaver somniferum (opium poppy), 2418 nucleotides long. Its product is annotated as F-box/LRR-repeat protein At3g59200-like. NCBI's taxonomy places the organism in Eukaryota, Viridiplantae, Streptophyta, Magnoliopsida, Ranunculales, Papaveraceae. The record is from RefSeq and is a predicted model, not a curated record. Gene Ontology annotation, molecular function: protein binding. The coding region runs from base 185 to 1408 and encodes 407 amino acids. The transcript is spliced from 2 exons.